This is a messenger RNA of Pseudophryne corroboree (corroboree frog), 990 nucleotides long. RefSeq lists its product as uncharacterized. Gene Ontology annotation, biological process: nucleosome assembly. The transcript has 5 exons. Gene Ontology annotation, cellular component: nucleosome. The coding region runs from base 1 to 990 and encodes 329 amino acids. The record is from RefSeq and is a predicted model, not a curated record. Gene Ontology annotation, molecular function: structural constituent of chromatin; protein heterodimerization activity; DNA binding. Lineage: Eukaryota; Metazoa; Chordata; Amphibia; Anura; Myobatrachidae.
AUGUCAGGAAGAGGCAAAGGUGGUAAGGGACUCGGGAAAGGAGGCGCUAAGCGCCACAGGAAGGUGCUGCGGGACAACAUCCAGGGCAUCACGAAGCCAGCCAUUCGCCGUCUCGCUCGCAGAGGUGGCGUGAAGCGCAUUUCUGGCCUCAUCUACGAGGAGACCCGUGGGGUGCUGAAGGUCUUUCUAGAGAAUGUGAUCCGGGACGCCGUCACUUACACCGAGCACGCCAAGAGGAAGACUGUGACCGCUAUGGAUGUGGUCUAUGCUCUCAAGCGCCAGGGCCGGCGUGGGCCAGCAGCAAGUACCAUCAAGUCAGAUCUGUGUGGAAAUAUGGCCAGGACCAAGCAGACCGCCCGCAAAUCUACAGGAGGGAAAGCUCCCCGCAAGCAGCUGGCAACGAAAGCUGCCCGGAAGAGCGCCCCAGCUACCGGCGGCGUGAAGAAACCUCACCGCUAUCGUCCUGGAACUGUUGCUCUUCGCGAGAUCCGCCGGUAUCAGAAAUCCACUGAGCUGCUGAUCCGCAAGCUGCCCUUCCAGCGUCUGGUGCGUGAGAUCGCCCAGGACUUCAAGACUGACCUGCGCUUCCAGAGCUCCGCCGUCAUGGCCCUACAAGAGGCCAGCGAGGCUUAUCUGGUGGGGCUGUUCGAGGACACCAACCUAGCCUUUGUGUUGUGUAUGUCAGGAAGAGGCAAAGGUGGUAAGGGACUCGGGAAAGGAGGCGCUAAGCGCCACAGGAAGGUGCUGCGGGACAACAUCCAGGGCAUCACGAAGCCAGCCAUUCGCCGUCUCGCUCGCAGAGGUGGCGUGAAGCGCAUUUCUGGCCUCAUCUACGAGGAGACCCGUGGGGUGCUGAAGGUCUUUCUAGAGAAUGUGAUCCGGGACGCCGUCACUUACACCGAGCACGCCAAGAGGAAGACUGUGACCGCUAUGGAUGUGGUCUAUGCUCUCAAGCGCCAGGGCCGCACUCUGUAUGGUUUUGGAGGUUAA